CCCGUUUCUCUCCCUUCUUCGGUUUCGGUCUCUCACUCUACCACCAGUCGCUUCAGACCUCUAACCCACCACCUACUGCGGGCGACCUUCGUUACCCCGAACCUUGCCUUCAUGGCUGCCGACUCUCGAUCCCUGAGGCCUGUCGGUAGCAACCGAACGGCCCAUAUUGCGUAUACAGCGAGACAACUUGAGGCAGGAAAUAUCGAAAAACGCACAUCCUCCCAACCCCGGCCGGGGGGCACCGAAGACGAACUGUUGUUCCAACCGCGGAGCGUCCGCUUCUGGCUGACGCUGCUGUGUAACUUCCUCGCGCUCUUUCUCGUUGCCCUCGACCGAACAAUCAUUGCCACGGCAGUCCCACGCAUCUCGGACGAAUUCCAGGCCUUGGGGGAUAUCGGCUGGUAUGGCUCUGCAUACAUGUUGACGACAGCCUGCGCCCAGCUGCUUUUCGGCCGCAUCUACAAAUUCUACGAUAUGAAGUGGUCUUUUAUUUCCAGCGUCGUCGUCUUCGAGAUCGGAUCCGCGAUAUGUGGAGCGGCUCCCAAUUCGACCGCCUUCAUCGCCGGCCGUGCCAUCGCCGGUCUUGGCUCGGCCGGCAUCUUCUCCGGUUGCCUCCUAAUCAUGAUCCCCAUGAUCCCGUUGCACCGCCGCCCGCUUUUUCAGUCCAUGUUCGGUAUGGUUUUCGGCCUCGCCUCCGUUAUGGGACCCUUGAUAGGUGGCGGGUUCACAGGCAAAGUCACCUGGCGAUGGUGUUUUUAUAUCAACCUCCCGAUCGGCGCCGCGACCCUAAUCUUCAUGGCCUUUUGUUGGAACCCGCCAAAGGAGGAACAUAAACCGGCCACGUUCGUCGUUCACGUCAAACGGUUGGAUCCCCUGGGCAUGAUUUUCUUCCUACCCGGAGUCGUCUGCCUCUUCAUCGCAUUCCAAUGGGGUGGCUCGACGUACGCCUGGAGCGAGUGGCGCAUCAUCCUGCUGCUCGUUGUAUCCACAGCCUGCACGUCGGCGUUUAUUGCUGUUCAGAUCUUGAAGCCCGACACCGCCUCCAUACCCCCAAAGAUCAUCAUGCAGCGGAGCGUUGCAUUCGGCACCGGCUACACCUUCUUCCUGGCAGGGUCUAUGUUGAUGUUGGUGUACUACGUACCAGUCUGGUUCCAAACCGUCAAGCAAGUCGAUCCCGUGCAAUCGGGCAUCGACACACUCCCUCUUGUACUGAGCCUAGUCGUCUCAAGCGUUUUAUCCGGCGGCAUCACGCAGAGGAUGGGCUACUAUGUCCCGUCGAUGCUGGUCGCCCCCGCAAUCAUGUCGGUUGGCGAGGGUCUCCUGAGCACGCUCCACCGUAACAGCCCGAGUUCACACUGGAUUGCCUUCCAGUUUCUCUCCGGUUUUGGUCUAGGGUUUGGGAUGCAGACGGCCGGCCUUGCCAUCCAAACCGUCCUACCAAAAGAGGACGUUAGCACAGGCAUCGCGAUCAACUUCUUUGUCCAGCAACUUGGCGGGGCCGUCUUUACGUCCGUAGGGCAAACUAUCCUGACAAACAUGCUGGUUUCACGACUUUCCGCGCUCCCGGGAUUGAACCCCAAGCUCAUAGUGACCGAGGGCGCGACAAAACUGUCCAAGUUGGUCCGGCCGGAAGAUGUUCACAUGGUCGUCGAAGCCUACAGCGACGCCUGCCGGACCAUCUUCUUGGCGUCUAUGGGUCUGGCAUUCGCAGCCUUAUUUUGCGCAUGUGGCAUGGAAUGGAAAAGCAUGAAGAAGGGCAGGAACAAGUCCAAUAUACCUGCGCCGCCUCCCCCUCCAACGCCCCCCGCCUUGCUGGGGCCGUCCUCCUCCGGAGCAAGUAUUUCUGACGGCCCGAACUGGCCUCUCCCCGGAAAGCCAUUCUUUGUUGAGGACGCCAAGGGUCGUGAGAAGCCUGGAUCGCCACGACGCAGCACGACCAAGCCAAAAUCACGAGAUGGUCGGAGGGAUGACAAACGGAGAGACGACAAGUGGAGAGAUGACAAGCGGGGAGACGCCAAACGCCAGGCCGUGUCCGAGGCUAGGAAACAGGGCGUUUUGACGAAGCCGGCUCCGAGCCAUAGGCCGAGCUCCAGCCAUAGACGAAACCCAGGCACGGAUAUCAGUAAGGAGGAUAUGCUGGCGAUAGCACUCCGCGACUGGUCUGAAUUCGCGAAGGCGCAUGGAGUGAGGGAUGAAAGACAGAAACAUGAUGCUGCGUAAACGUUCGCGGAUGGUUCGAAACAAGGCAUUAUAAGUGUGGCGGGGGAGUCUUACAAGCGUAUUGUGCAUUCGGGAUAUCAACCUGAUGCCUUUCAUGGCGGGUUUUCUUGUUCCAUCCGGCUCGGCGUUGGCGGCGUUGCAGUGUGUCAUUGACGGAAUUGUGUCAUUGAAGGAAUAUAUCGGCGCAUAAUUGGGAAGGGAAAGUCCGAAAGCGUUCUCGGUCACUUUGAUAUAGAGACAUAUGUUAGUUGUUGUGUGGCAUCACUUUAUUUGCGCCCCUUGAACAAAC
Messenger RNA from Chaetomium fimeti, 2509 nucleotides. Its product is annotated as major facilitator superfamily domain-containing protein. Lineage: Eukaryota; Fungi; Ascomycota; Sordariomycetes; Sordariales; Chaetomiaceae. Gene Ontology annotation, biological process: transmembrane transport. The record is from RefSeq and is a predicted model, not a curated record. Gene Ontology annotation, cellular component: plasma membrane. Gene Ontology annotation, molecular function: transmembrane transporter activity. The transcript is spliced from 3 exons. The coding region runs from base 112 to 2220 and encodes 702 amino acids.